AUGGGUGUAUAUGAAGAGUCAAAAGAACGAUUGGUUGGUUUGCAAAAUAAAUUACAACGCGUAUAUGAUGCCGGUGAAGCACUUGCAAAAGAUCAGUCGAAGACUGCGAGGUCAAAAUUCAAAAUAAUGUACGCAUCGUUAGAAAGCAUAUCUAACGAUUUUGAAACACAUCUAACAGUCGUUAUACGUCAACAGUGUAAAGGCGGCGCAAGCGGACCAGACGGAAUAGACACAGAAAAAGAACGGGCUAAUUUCGAAGAAAAAUAUAUUGGUUGUAAAAUCCUCGCAGAUGAGCAUUUACCAGAGUCAAUUACCGAAGCUUGUUUAAACCAAACGUUUAUGGAGAAAAAAGUUUCUCAGGUCAAUAUUCCGGUAGAAAAAUUGCCGGUACCUCACUUCAAUGGCGACCCAAAAGAAUAUACGAGUUUCCGCAACCAGUUCGAUGUACUAGUACAUAAUAAUGAAGAUUUUAGACUAGUCAUAAAGUUUUGUUAUUUAAAGGCGUACUUAGACGGUGAACCGUUGAAACUUAUAAAUAAUUUAAUGCUCAGUAAUGGAAAUUACGAACUCGCAUUGAAUAUUUUGGAUAAGCGAUAUUCAAAUAGGCGCACAAUAGUACAAGACCACUUCGACCUGCUUUGGAAAGCGCAGAAAGCCAUGAUGGGUGACUCAAAAUCAAUACGACAAUAUUAUUGA
Molecule: messenger RNA, 696 nt
Organism: Acyrthosiphon pisum (pea aphid)
Lineage: Eukaryota; Metazoa; Arthropoda; Insecta; Hemiptera; Aphididae
Exons: 1
Coding region: 1-696 (231 amino acids)
Source: RefSeq, a predicted model, not a curated record